This is a messenger RNA of Bombus terrestris (buff-tailed bumblebee), 994 nucleotides long. RefSeq names its product pupal cuticle protein-like. The coding region runs from base 149 to 925 and encodes 258 amino acids. Lineage: Eukaryota; Metazoa; Arthropoda; Insecta; Hymenoptera; Apidae. The transcript is spliced from 4 exons. The record is from RefSeq and is a predicted model, not a curated record.
CUACCAACAGCCGUUCACCAGGAACACAAAACGUCGGGCCGGGCCGGGUUAACCGUGGCUGCAGCGGAAACAAGCGAGUACUGGUCACCAGCAGCGCUUUCAAAAAAAGAGGAAACAAGCUCAGAAGGAUUUUAGAGAGAAAGAUACUAUGAGAGGAUUGAUCGUCUUAAUUGUUACGGUAGCCAGCUGCAGAGCCGGUUUCCUCGGCGCACCACCCUCUUUCGUCGAGCCCCAGGUCCACCCUCAGCCAGGACCUCAAAGGUUCGCGCCUCCAGCACCGGUUGGCCAAGAUGGGAACGUGAUCGACACGCCAGAAGUCGCUCAAGCGAAGGCUGCACACUUUGCGGAAUUCGCCAGAGCAGUGGCUAGAGCGGCGGAAGAGAGCGAGAAUCAACCCCAAUCGUCUGAAUACGGUCAAGUACCGACCCAGCCGCAUAUCGUUCCCGCGUCGCUACCUAUACAAUCCAUUUGCAAAAGGCAGAAUUGUCAGCCUCCUGCGCCGAACUAUCAUCAACCUGCCCCAGUUCCAGCACCACCGCAUAACCCCUACCAGUCAUAUUAUACCGGAAACACGAACCUCAUUGGCCAACAAAGUUUCUCUCCGAAUGUGAAAGCCGCUAGGUUUGUUCCAGCGCCUCUAGCUGAGGAUGGAACCGUAAUCGAUACGCCGGAAGUGGCUGCUCUUAAGGCCGCCAGGUUGGCGGAACUGGCCGAGGCCGAAGCAAGGGCGUAUAAAUUCGCGCAGGAAUACAAACCGGAAGUGCAAGGCCAAGUUUAUGCUGGUCCAGCAGCUCCAGCUCCAUACAACGCUCAAUAUGGUGCUCCUGCUGCACAAGUAUUUCCUGGCGCAGUACCUUCAUAUCCUGCUCAAGGUCAACAUACGUUCGGCACGCCUGCUUUCCAAUCCCAGAACUACCAAUCGUAACAAUUCGGUGCUUACUAAAUUCAUAAUCACGACGUAUCUGUACAUAAUUUAGGCAAAUAAAUUACUUCC